Molecule: messenger RNA, 1691 nt
Organism: Ictalurus punctatus (channel catfish)
Lineage: Eukaryota; Metazoa; Chordata; Actinopteri; Siluriformes; Ictaluridae
Gene: pa2g4b
Product: proliferation-associated 2G4, b
Exons: 13
Coding region: 96-1280 (394 amino acids)
Source: RefSeq, a predicted model, not a curated record
CGGCCAUCUUGGACGUGUAGACGGAAUCGAGCGUGGUUACAACUGAGGGGGGAAAAAAAAGUUCCUCGCCGUACAUCUGUCGACUGAGAAGGAAAAUGUCAGGAGACGACGACCAGCAAGAGCAGACCAUCGCCGACGACUUGGUCGUCACUAAAUACAAAAUGGGCGCCGACAUAGCGAACUUGGCUCUGCGUGCUGUCGUAGAUGCGGCCAAGCCGGGUGUCUCCGUGCUCAGCUUGUGUGAGAAAGGAGACGCCUUCAUCACUGCCGAGACGAGCAAGGUGUUUAAAAAGGAGAAGGAGAUCAAGAAAGGUAUCGCCUUCCCCACCUGUGUGUCCGUCAACAACUGUGUGUGCCACUUCUCUCCUCUGAAGAGUGACCCUGACUACACACUGCAGGAUGGUGACUUGGUUAAAAUCGAUCUCGGAGUUCACGUGGAUGGCUUCAUCUCUAACGUAGCUCACAGCCUGGUGGUUGGAGCGACCAAGGAAGCACCAGUGACUGGCCGGAAGGCGGAUGUGAUCAAAGCUGCCUACCUGUGUGCUGAAGCAGCUCUGCGGCUUGUUAAGCCUGGAAACCAGAACACUCAGGUCACCGAAGCCUGGAAUAAGAUCGCCGAGUCCUUCAAAUGCACAGCCAUCGAGGGAAUGCUGUCCCAUCAGCUGAAGCAGCACAUCAUUGAUGGAGAGAAGACCAUCAUUCAGAACCCUACAGACCAGCAGAGGAAGGAUCAUGAGAAGGCUGAGUUCGAGGUGCAUGAAGUGUUUGCCGUGGAUGUGCUGAUCAGCACAGGAGAGGGGAAGGCUAAAGACUCAGGACAGAGGACCACCGUUUACAAGCGAGACCCGAGCAAGCAGUACGGGUUGAAAAUGAAGACCUCGAGGGCGUUUUUCAGCGAGGUGGAGAAACGCUACGACACCAUGCCUUUCACUCUCAGGGCGUUCGAGGAUGAGAGCAAGGCUCGGCUGGGUGUUGUGGAGUGUGCCAAACACGAGCUGCUGCAGCCUUUCACCGUCCUGCAUGAGAAGGAAGGCGAGCACGUGGCGCAGUUUAAAUUCACCGUGAUGCUGAUGGCCAACGGUCCCCUGAGAAUCACCAACGGUCCCUUCGAGCCGGAGCUGUACAAGUCCGACCACGAGGUGCAGGAUCCUGAGCUCAAGGCUUUGUUGCAAAGCUCAGUCAGCCGGAAGGCCCAAAAGAAGAAGAAAAAGAAGGCCUCUAAGACAGCAGAGAACGCCACUGGACAACCGAUGGAGGUGGAGACGGAGACUGCCAAGUAGAAAAAGCUUCCUCUGCCCCCUACUGCCAAUAAUACUGACCGACGGAGAAUAGAAGAGUCCCGACAUGCCCCACUGAGACGCCUCCAGCCUUUAGCCUUCGAUCAGCCUGUAACUCUGUAUGACAGCUAUGAAGUCCACACAUCAGUUUUGAGUUCCCACAGCUCGUGUAGUCUGGUGACGUUAACAAAACUGGCUUCUCUACAGGAGGUUACAGAUGGGGGAAGUGCUACACACCAACUGACUGCCUUUAUUUACAGGGCCGCAUGUUAAGUGGGGUUGCCCCUCUUAUAAUAAUAAUAAUAAUAAUAAUAAUAAUAAUAAUGUUGAUAAAUAUUUUUCUUAUUAAACUGUCAUUGUAAAACCAAUCUCGGAAAAUAAAAGCAAAGUGGCGGCACCAGCGAAGUAUCAUUA